AUGAUGUUGAUUCACGUUUUGGGGUUACUCUAUUUGACGGCAAAUCCGCUUGUCACUCAAGCGGCGUCACACUUGUCAUGGAGGGUGACAAGGUUGUCUCCUCGUCAUGAGGAGUUUUCACUCAAACAAGAUCAAAAGGUUGAAAACCUUGAGAAUUCCUUGAAUGUUCUUGCUAGGCGAGCAAACGGGGACGUCAUUGAUGUCAAAAGGCUGUUUGACAAGGGAGACUGCCGCGAUCCCUCAGUAGUAGCUGGGUUUGGCCAAAACGGUCGCCAAAAGAAAGAAUUCACUUUCCAGCCAAAUGGCAAAAAGGCAUAUGCUCAUGGAGAAGCCUUCAACUUGGAAAUCAUCACCCAAUCCAUAUGUGAUAAGAUGUUAGAUUGUGGAGCCAAGGAGAAUAAUAAAGAAAUCUUCAACAAAUGUAAAGCAUUGUCUAAAGAGAUUGGCAAAUCAUUAGGCAAUGCUGAAGGCAUCUCACUGACCUCUUCAUUUGAACUUUACAAAAAUAAAAUUAUUCAAAACUGUAUGAAGUUUGGUCUUGACAAAGGGACAGAAAAUUCCAACACCCAGGAUGGUGAUGGAGACUCCAAGGAAAAAACAGAUGAAGAAAAAAAGAGCAAAAAGAAGAAUGAAAAGCCUAAUGAAAAGACUGAAGAGAAGACUCAAGAAAAGACUGAAGAAAAGACUGAAGAAAAGAAGCCAGAUAACUAG
Puccinia triticina is the source of this 711-nucleotide messenger RNA. RefSeq lists its product as uncharacterized. Lineage: Eukaryota; Fungi; Basidiomycota; Pucciniomycetes; Pucciniales; Pucciniaceae. The coding region runs from base 1 to 711 and encodes 236 amino acids. The transcript is spliced from 6 exons. The record is from RefSeq and is a predicted model, not a curated record.